Messenger RNA from Cyphomyrmex costatus, 482 nucleotides. It is a transcript of the gene RpL31, whose product is annotated as ribosomal protein L31. The coding region runs from base 77 to 448 and encodes 123 amino acids. Gene Ontology annotation, cellular component: ribosome; cytosolic large ribosomal subunit. NCBI's taxonomy places the organism in Eukaryota, Metazoa, Arthropoda, Insecta, Hymenoptera, Formicidae. Gene Ontology annotation, molecular function: structural constituent of ribosome. The record is from RefSeq and is a predicted model, not a curated record. The transcript is spliced from 3 exons. Gene Ontology annotation, biological process: cytoplasmic translation.
CUUUCGGAACAACGGAAAAAGAAUCUUGGUUCAUUUUCAUCCUUUCUUGUUGAACAGCGUUUGGAGAAGGUGAAAAAUGGCUAAGACUUCUGAAAAGAAGGGGAAAAGUGCCAUUAACGAGGUAGUGACUCGUGAAUAUACUGUGAAUCUUCACAAGCGUCUUCAUGGUGUUGGAUUUAAGAAGCGUGCUCCACGAGCCAUCAAGGAGAUCAGGAAAUUUGCAGAAAAGCAGAUGGGAACGCCUGAUGUUAGGAUAGAUACGCGUCUCAAUAAGCAAUUAUGGUCAAAAGGCAUCAGGAACGUUCCUUUCAGAGUUCGUGUAAGACUAAGCAGAAGGAGGAACGACGAUGAGGACUCCGCGAACAAGCUGUAUACUCUUGUCACAUAUAUACCUGUUUCGUCGUUCAAGGGACUCCAAACUGAGAAUGUAGAUGCUAGCCAAGAUUAAUGUAUUUCUAUAUAAUAAAUAAUGACGAACCGAA